AGGCGCAAACUCUGCUCAAAGAAGAGACUAACUAAGAGAGAGCUUUCCUGGCGAAGAGAGCAACUUGGUUUUGUACUUCUCUUUUUCUACACUGCCGAAAAACCUGAGGAAUUUUCCCACAAUUAGCUGUCACAUAAAUUGCUAAUUUACCUAUUUUUAAGCAUAUGUUUAAGGAAAAUGUCGCGACGCAUUCGUUUUGACAAUUUCAACAGUUGUUGAAUGUUUAUAUUUAGACCAAGUGUUGUUUAUUUUAUUUUGUUUAAAUCGCCAAAUUUAUGACGCUGCCGAGAAUUCUUUUUUUGAUCGUUCUCCCCCAUAAGUUUUAUUGUUUUGUGAAAUUUUUUGUCAUUUUUGCACACAUCCGGUAAGUCAGAAGUUAUUAAGAUCCAUUCUAGUUUCGCCGAAAGUAAAUGAUUUCAUUUUUAUUUUAGGCUCAACGAAUCAUUUCACAAGCACACGCAAACACACACCCGCAAAUAGAAAAGAAAGCACCCGCACACACUCACACACACACACAAACACUAAAGAAUCCGGCGGAGGAUGAAGAUCGUCCUGAUCUCAAUCCAAAUCGGGAUCAAGAUCAAGAUCAGCCUAGCGAAUGCAUUUGAAUGCCGCUGAUUAGCUCGCUGUGCGGCAGUUAUCAUCAGUAUGCGCAUCCGCAUCCGUAAAUGUGUCCACAUCCGUAUCCGCAUCCGUAUCUGAAUGCGUAGUCGAGAAGAGUUCGCUUGGGUGACGCUGACGACAAAUGACACGUACUCACUGGGUGCCUUGGUUCUGGCCCACUCCCUGAAAAGGGCCAAAACCGCCCACCAGCUGGCCGUACUGGUCACGCCCACCGUUUCGCAGGCGAUGCGCGACAGACUGAAGGAGGUGUACAACGUGGUGCAGGAGGUCAAUGUGCUGGACUCACAGGACGCCGCCAAUUUGGCCCUGCUCGCCCGCCCCGAACUGGGCGUGACCUUCACAAAGCUCCACUGCUGGCGCCUCGUUCAGUUCGAGAAGUGCGUCUUCCUGGAUGCGGAUACACUGGUCUUGCAAAACUGCGACGAGCUGUUCGAGCGCGAGGAACUGUCGGCUUCUCCGGAUGUCAGCUGGCCGGAUUGCUUCAACUCCGGCGUGUUCGUGUUCAAACCCAGCGUGGACACCUUCGGCCAGAUCACAAAGUUCGCCGUGAAGAACGGCAGCUUCGAUGGCGGUGACCAGGGCCUGCUGAACCAGUUCUUUGCCGAUUGGGCGACGGCGGACAUCAAGAAGCAUUUGCCAUUCGUUUACAAUGUGACGGCCUAUGCCUCGUACUGCUAUCUGCCCGCCUUCAAACAGUUCAGAGAUAAGAUUAAGAUUUUGCAUUUCGCCGGCAAGCUGAAGCCCUGGCUGAUUCAGUUCAACUCGGAGACCAGGGUUGCCAACGUUUCGUCAGACUAUGCCCAUGCCCAGGAUCUGAUUCAGUUGUGGUGGAACAUCUUCGUCGACAAUGUGAUCCAGUCCCUGUCCACCGAAAUGCAAACGCCAGGAAAUGCUAGUGCUAGUGAUCGACCCGAGGGAGCAAUGGCCCAAGGGUCCAGGUCAAGUCCAGAGUGCCUUUGCCUAAACCUAAUGCACUCGCAAAGCGAAUUCGCGGCGGAUGAGCAGCAUCAGCGGCAGCAGCAUGAGUACUACCAGCAGCAGAAGCUGCACCACCAACUGUUGCAUGUCCGCCAGUUCCGCGAUCCUUGGGCAGAUUACUAUGAGAAUCUGGAGAAGGAGCAGCAGGAGCGGGAGCAGCAGCAGCAGCAGCAGCAACAGCACCACAAUCCCAGCCAGAAUCACAGCCAGGACAAUGGGAAUGCGGAUGCGACUGAGAAUGAAAAUGCGAAUGCGAAUGCAAAUGAAUAUGCCACUGAAUGGCAUCAUGACGAUGCAUGCCACCCACCUCCGCCAACGACUCCUCCACCCCAAGCCCAAAUCCAAAUCCAAACCCACAAUGCCACUGCCAAUGCCGAAGACUUUUCUCCCGUAGAUGUGAAUAGCAAUGAGCUAAACCAUUCACAACCACCUGAACACGCCUCCUCAGACACUGCCACGCCCUCUGCCACGCCCACGCCUACGCCCACGCCUCAUCAUUCCGUGCAUAGUCAGACAGUAGAAAUUGCGACAAACCACCAACAAGAACAUGAAGUUGCAGCCACAUCGCCGCCUGAGGCGGGUCUGGCUGGUGCUCUGUCACAGCUUCGCAUCGGUGAGCAGCGUACUCCCGAGCAGGAGGACUACGAGAACCAGAUGCGUCGCCAGUGCUGGGAGUCCGGACAGAUCGACUACUCCGGGGCCGAUUCCUUCGAGAACAUCUGGAAGAAGAUCUCGCAGACGCUGGAGAAGAAGAGCGACAAGGAGUCGGAAGAAACUGAUAAUGAUAACGAUAACGAUAGUGACCCCGCUAACCCACUGAGCUAUGCUCAAUUGCUAAAUGAAACCGCCAGCAAACUGCUGCAUCCGCCCGAGAAAUCGUUACCUUCGGAGGCGGUGAAAGCGAAGCCGGCUCCUAAUGAUUCGGGCAGUGCGAAUGGAGACGGUCUUGACCAGCCACGCCCCUCUAACCGCCCGCAAGCCGCAACUAACAAAGUGCAAACGGCAAACGCUUCAGCUUCCCCAGCCUCAGCUUCAUCUUCAGCCACCUUGAAACAGAGUCCACAGAAGCCGCUUCCACAACCGGAAACGGAACCCAAGCCCGAAUCGAAAGCGAAACCGAAACCACAACCGCAACCGCAGCACAUCACGAUUCAGACAACAGGAAGCGAAAAUAGCAACAGCAGCAGCAGCAGCAACGUCUCCAAGAACAACAAACAGAAGUCCGCCCGCAAGUUCAAAUAGCAAUUACUGAACCUGCUGAUGCACUACAGCUGCCUGCCACACCUGGCGUGUGGCAGCUGCAGGUCGCUGUACUACCGGCGGCUGCCACUGGAACCCCAUCUGGAUACCGAACCCCAACCCGUGCACGUCUAACCCGGCGAUUGAUUCAAUUGACAGAUCCGAGAAAGUAAAAAGCGUAUGCAACGAUGAAUGCCGGAAAAAUUGCUUACUGAGCGGCUCUUAGACGAAGUCCUUAAAGUUUAUCAGGUCAAUUAGGAGUGUUACUUAAUUAAAUCGAAUAUAACUUAACCUUAGUCAAUUUUAAUAUGCGACUUUUUCGCUAAAGCAACGAUUGAUUUAUAAGUGUCUACGAAGUUAUUUAA
This is a messenger RNA of Drosophila takahashii, 3206 nucleotides long. RefSeq names its product glycogenin 1 (gene Gyg). The record is from RefSeq and is a predicted model, not a curated record. Gene Ontology annotation, molecular function: glycosyltransferase activity. Lineage: Eukaryota; Metazoa; Arthropoda; Insecta; Diptera; Drosophilidae. Gene Ontology annotation, cellular component: cytoplasm.